AUGUCCAAUAAUCUGCGGCGGCCCAAUGGCGCCAGCGCCCCUUCAGAUGACCCGUUCACUGACAGAAACAACCUCAUAGACUUGGACCUCGAAUCCUUGGAUCAUCAUCCUGGCCAGCACUACCCAUCCUACAGCGAGGCCAUGCCUUCGAUUGAGGAUCCCGAUCUCGCUUAUAACGGUGCCAGAGGCGGUUCUGGGUAUCAAGAGAAUCCGUUUGACGACAAUUUCGUGCUUUCUGACGAAGAGGACUCAUAUUAUCAUCACGAUAACUCCAGUGCUAGAGCUACCAGCUCGGGUACGCGGCAGGUUCCAUUACUAGGCACCGAUAACGCUCCACCAACGCCGAAAAAGGGCUUCUUUCUGUCAUUCAAGGCUAGUAUGGAAAACCCACACCUGGCUCUGUACCAGGGCAUGUCUGACGAUAUGUACGGUGAGAGAAUCAACGAUGCCAGUGCUGGAAGCACACUGUCCGACUUUGACAUACGGAGACUAUACAGUAAGCUCAAACUGAAGAUUGGCGGUAAACCGCCUGAUGUGCCUACUUCGAAAGGACCCCGCCAGAUCUAUAUUCUUAGUGCUUCAAUGAACUCAGCGUUCAAGUACUAUGGUAACCAUAUUUCCACGACAAAAUACAACUUCGCUACGUUUAUACCGAAGUUCUUGUUCGAACAGUUUUCCAAAUACGCCAACUUGUUUUUCUUGUUUACUUCCAUUAUCCAACAAGUGCCUAAUGUUACCCCUACGAAUAGAUACACCACUAUCGGUACGCUUUCUGUGGUGUUACUUGUUUCUGCCAUCAAAGAGAUCAUGGAAGAUUUAAAGCGUGCCGGUGCAGACAAAGAACUAAAUAACACGCGUGUUUUGGUGCUAAAUCCUGACACUGGCCUGUUCGAGGAGAAGAAGUGGGUCAAGGUGAAGGUUGGUGACGUUGUAAGAGUCAAUAAUGAACAGCCUUUCCCUGCUGACUUGCUUCUUCUAAGUUCUUCUGAGCCCGAAGGAUUGUGUUACAUUGAAACUGCCAACUUGGAUGGUGAGACUAACUUGAAAAUCAAACAAGCAAAAUCUGAAACAUCCUACUUGGUGAAUCCAAACUCCUUGGUCACUGACUUAUCCAGAUCUGAAAUCUUGUCUGAGCAGCCAAAUUCGUCUUUAUACACUUAUGAAGGUACGCUUCAAGGUUUCGGCAACAAUGGCAAGAUCCCUUUCUCCCCUGAUCAGCUUUUACUUCGUGGAGCCACGUUACGUAACACCCAAUGGGUCCACGGAGUGGUUGUCUUCACUGGUCACGAAACUAAGCUCAUGCGUAAUGCUACCGCUACACCUAUCAAGAGAACCGAUGUGGAGAGAAUUAUCAACUUACAAAUUAUUGCAUUGUUCUGUGUUCUUAUAAUAUUGGCCUUGGUUUCGUCCAUUGGUAAUGUCGCUAAAAUUCAAGUCAGCAGAAGUGAUCUCAGUUACUUGUAUUUGGAAGGUACGAAUAUGGCAGGUCUUUUCUUCAAAGAUAUUUUGACAUACUGGAUUUUGUUCUCCAACUUGGUUCCUAUCUCGCUUUUCGUCACUGUUGAAAUUAUCAAGUACUACCAAGCUUACAUGAUUGGUAGUGAUUUGGAUAUGUACUACGCAGACACGGAUACUCCAACGGGUGUUAGAACCUCGUCUUUGGUCGAAGAAUUGGGUCAGAUUGAGUAUAUCUUUUCUGAUAAAACAGGUACCCUCACGAGAAACGUUAUGGAAUUCAAGUCUUGCAGUAUUGGUGGCAGAUGCUACACUGAAGAGAUCCCAGAAGACGGCCAAGCUCAAGUGAUUGAUGGAAUUGAAGUCGGAUAUCACACAUUCGCUGACAUGGAAGCUCACUUGAAAGACAGUGCCCAGCAGCAAUCUGCUAUAAUUAACGAAUUCUUUGUCUUGCUUUCUACGUGUCACACAGUUAUUCCAGAGCAUAAAGAAGACGGUGGUAUCAAGUAUCAGGCUGCUUCACCAGACGAAGGUGCUUUGGUGCAAGGUGCCGCUGACUUGGGUUACAAAUUCACUAUUCGUCGUCCAAAGAGUGUCACCAUCCACACUGCCAUGACAGACUCUGAAUCCGAAUAUGAGCUCUUGAAUAUCUGUGAGUUCAACUCUACUAGAAAGAGAAUGUCUGCUAUCUUCAGAUGUCCCGACGGCGUCAUUCGUCUUUUCUGUAAGGGUGCCGAUACGGUUAUUUUAGAACGUUUGGACAGGGAUGAAGUGCAACCAUUUGAAGCUGCUACUAUCCGCCAUUUGGAGGACUUCGCUUCUGAAGGUUUGCGUACUUUAUGUAUUGCAUCAAGAAUCGUCUCUGACGAGGAAUACGAGGACUGGGCCAAAAAACACUACGAGGCAUCCACUUUGUUGGAAAACCGAAGCGAAAAGCUUGACGAAACAGCCGAAUUGAUUGAAAAGGAUAUGUUCCUUCUCGGUGCUACUGCCAUCGAAGAUAAACUUCAAGAUGGUGUCCCAGAAACUAUUCAUACUUUACAAAACGCAGGUAUCAAGGUUUGGGUUCUUACAGGUGACAGACAGGAAACUGCCAUCAAUAUUGGUAUGUCUUGUAAGUUGCUCAGUGAGGAUAUGAACCUUUUGAUUAUCAACGAAGACAACAAGGCUGACACCAAAUUGAACUUGCAAGAGAAAUUAGAUGCUAUCAUGGAGCACCAGCCUGAGUUGGAGGCCGGUGCAUUUGACUCUUCCUUGGCUCUUAUUAUUGAUGGACACUCGCUUGGAUUUGCACUCGAGCCUGAAUUGGAGGAUAUCUUUUUGUCGUUGGCUACUCGUUGUAAAGCUGUUAUCUGUUGCCGUGUUUCGCCAUUGCAAAAGGCUUUGGUGGUCAAAAUGGUCAAGAGAAAGAAGAAGAGAUCUUUGUUGCUCGCUAUUGGUGAUGGUGCUAACGAUGUUUCUAUGAUUCAAGCAGCGCACGUUGGUGUCGGUAUCAAUGGUCUCGAAGGUAUGCAAGCCGCUAGAAGUGCUGAUGUCUCCAUUGGUCAAUUCAAGUACUUGAAGAAGCUUCUUUUGGUGCAUGGGGCUUGGUCUUACCAGAGAAUCUCUCAUGCUAUCUUGUACUCUUUCUACAAGAAUAUUGCAUUGUACAUGACGCAGUUUUGGUUCGUGUUUGCGAACGGAUUCUCUGGUCAGUCGCUUAUCGAGUCUUGGACAUUGACACUUUAUAAUGUUUUGUUUACCGUGUUCCCUCCAUUUGUGAUGGGUGUUUUUGACCAAUUUGUUAGUGCACGUUUGCUUGACAGGUACCCACAAUUGUACCAGCUUGGUCAACAAAGAAAGUUUUUCAACGUUACAAUCUUCUGGGGCUGGAUCAUCAAUGGCUUCUACCAUUCUGCUGUUACUUUCGUCUGCUUGAUGUGUCUUAAUAAGUUCUCCACCUACCUCCCAGGUGGUGAUGUUCCAAACAAUUGGGCUUGGGGUACCUUGAUUUACACGACAUGUACAUUGGUUGCCUUAGGAAAGGCUGCUCUUGUGGUGACCCUUUGGACCAAGUUUACGCUUCUUGCCAUUCCAGGAUCUUUCAUCUUCUGGUUACUUUGGUUCCCUGCUUAUGCUACCAUCGCCCCUAGAAUCAAUGUUUCCAGAGAAUAUUUUGGUGUUUUGGGCUACACUUACCCUAGCUUGAGUUUCUGGGCGUCCAUCUUCGGUGUUGCUUGUCUCUGUUUGCUCCGUGAUUUUGCCUGGAAGUUCUUCAAGAGAAGUUACAGUCCGGAGAGCUACCAUUACGUCCAAGAGAUCCAGAAGUACAACAUUCAAGACUACAGACCAAGAAUGGAGCAAUUCGAAAAAGCUAUCAGAAAGGUGAGACAAGUGCAGAGAAUGAAGAAACAGAGAGGUUUCGCCUUCUCCCAGCAAGACAACCAGAACUUAGAAAAGGUGGUGAGAUUGUACGACACCACCAAACUGAGAGGUGCCUUUGGAGAACUCAGCGAAAGCUAA
This is a messenger RNA of Candidozyma haemuli, 3957 nucleotides long. RefSeq names its product aminophospholipid-translocating P4-type ATPase. NCBI's taxonomy places the organism in Eukaryota, Fungi, Ascomycota, Pichiomycetes, Serinales, Metschnikowiaceae. Gene Ontology annotation, cellular component: plasma membrane. The record is from RefSeq and is a predicted model, not a curated record. Gene Ontology annotation, biological process: post-Golgi vesicle-mediated transport; phospholipid translocation; endocytic recycling. The transcript has a single exon. The coding region runs from base 1 to 3957 and encodes 1318 amino acids. Gene Ontology annotation, molecular function: ATPase-coupled intramembrane lipid carrier activity; magnesium ion binding; ATP hydrolysis activity.